AUGAAGGCAAACGAAGGCGUCGUCAUUACCGGACAGAAAGUGACGCUGGUCCCGUACGAAAAGGAGCAUGUUCCCAAAUACCAUAAUUGGAUGCUGGAUCCGUGGCUGCAAGAAAUGACAGCAUCCGAGCCAUUGUCGAUAGAAGAAGAAUUUGAGAUGCAGAAGACUUGGAGAGAGGAUGCCAAGAAGUGUACAUUUAUCGUUUUAGCAAAAGCAGCGGAUGACAGCAAUUCUGAAGUGUCAUAUAUCGACGAAGGCGCGAUUGAUCGCAUGGCUGGAGACGUAAAUCUGUUCUUUAAUGACUAUGACGACCCAAAUGCUUGCGAAAUCGAAAUCAUGAUAGCCGAGGAUAGGUAUCGUCGCAAGGGCUUUGCGGAAGAGGCGGUGAAGCUCAUGAUGACAUAUGCUACGUCAACUCUCAACGUCACCCGAUUCGUCUGCAAGAUCAUCGAGACAAAUUUCGCCUCACUUCAGCUCUUUAAAAAGCUGGGAUACGUAAACUACAAUUAUGUCGCUGCUUUCAAUCAGAUAGAAAUGGAAUUUAUCACACAGAGAAAGCUGAUCGAGUGA
Molecule: messenger RNA, 570 nt
Organism: Plasmopara halstedii
Lineage: Eukaryota; Oomycota; Peronosporomycetes; Peronosporales; Peronosporaceae
Product: n-acetyltransferase 9
Exons: 7
Coding region: 1-570 (189 amino acids)
Biological process (GO): protein acetylation
Molecular function (GO): N-acetyltransferase activity
Source: RefSeq, a predicted model, not a curated record